Molecule: messenger RNA, 2746 nt
Organism: Achroia grisella
Lineage: Eukaryota; Metazoa; Arthropoda; Insecta; Lepidoptera; Pyralidae
Product: rho family-interacting cell polarization regulator 1-like
Exons: 22
Coding region: 158-2575 (805 amino acids)
Source: RefSeq, a predicted model, not a curated record
AAUAAUUGUCAACUUGCUUUCGCAUUGAUGUAUUGCCAAAAUGUUUAUUUGCACUUUGUAGAAAAUUCUUAAUCAUUGUUUUCGAAUAAUUUACUUUGUAAUACAUAUAAUUGUUUAAAAAUAUAAAAUCUCCCGAAAAUCAUCCUUACGUUUAAUUAUGGCCGAUGAGACUGCAGUUUUGCUAAACAUCAGUGAAAUGAUUGAUUUGGCCAUUGGCACGCCAGAGGUAGGAGUGGUGGACUUCAAUAUGCUGCAGACCGUUCUUCACUGCUUGGCUCAGCAGCUCAGGGUCCUGGGUAAGAAUGUAGAACUGAGAGGCAGCGUGGUAACUUUACCAGUUGGACGGGAGAACGCAAAGACCAUUUCUAUUAGCGAAUAUGUUGUGGAUACUGAUGAGCCACAAGCAAGGAGAACAAAGAAAACGGAACUGGCCCCCACAGCACCCGUCGCAUUAACUGAACAAGAAACUAUAUUAGUCGUUGAAAGAGUCAAGAAGUCAGAUUCUCCAACUAUCCGAAGUUCGCCUCGAGACCGUUCUCCCGACCCGUACAUCUCACCAGUUUAUCCUCCACCACCUCCUGGCCAUCCGACGUCCUCCGAAAAGCUCUCCCUAGUAACCAUCAGCAAAUUCAACAUCCUAGAAAACACUGUGCAAGAUUUGAAGAAUCGGGUUUAUGGAAGUAUUCCAAAAAAUGAAGCUAUUCUCGAAGAAGUCAGAUCUCAAACUAAUUUAAAAGCCAUUACCGACAUGUGGACGUCUUUGAACGUUUCUUCUCGAUUAGAGGCUGCCGAAACUGGACUGACUAAACUCAGUUCAUUAGUGCAAGACUUGAUUGGUGAGACUACAGAACUUCAAGACGCUCUUAAACGACGCAGUUCUAAAACAUCAACAGCAGCCAUUCCGGCACCAGGCGCUGCUAUUCCUCCAUCGGCUGAUGCGUUUUCUCCGUCAGUCCCGGGUGCUCUUUCAUCGACCCCGGCUCCUACGUCAUCAACUCCAGCUCCUAUAUCAUCGACUCCAGCUCCUCUGACAGCCUCUACCCAACCAACUACCGCUCUUCUACCAAACGCAUCAAAAGAAGAUUUGGCUGCAAUUCAAGCACAUUUAGAUCGAUUGCAAGGAGACCUUGAUCACCUGACUAACACAUUCUAUUCCACUAUGGAGGACAUACAUGCUGGAUACACACCACCACCGCCGUCAUCUCCAACAUCAAAGGCUACGCCCUCAUCGCCUACAGCAGAGGCUACUCCCUCAUCCCCUACGUCAGCACUACCUUCUACACCAGUCGAACGCCGUCAGACACGCCGGUCUUUCUCCGACAUGUCAGCUAGUCUUUUGCAAAGAAUGAAUGACCUAGAGAAACAACUCAAGGAAUGCUGUGACAAAGUAGGCAAAAACGACGACGUCGUAUCCGAUCAGAUGCAGUCAUUCCAAGAUCAAUUGGAAUAUUUGAUGAAACAAGUAGCAGCACUAACUGAAGACUUAGGUGCUGGAAAGCUAUCACCAGAUCUGAUAAAAGAUCUGCAAGGAUUAAUGCACCUUUUUACGACUGUGCAAGAUAUGCAGGAACAAUUGAAGCAAGUACACGAAACUGCUCUUCAGUUGGCAGGCGAAAAAGAGGACCGGCAAAGUAACAUUAAUGCAUUGUUGGAACAAAUCGAACUGUUGAAGACUAUCAAAUUGGACAGAGAGGAUAUGGUAGAGGCUAUGGCUGAAAAAGCAGAUUUGCGAAUGCUUGCUCGAAAAGUGUCCCAUGACCAAUUCGAAUUGGCUUGUGACGACCUGUCUAGAGGAUUGGAGCAUGCUCUCGGAAAACUUAAUAUUCAGGAAGCUUUAUGGCAACAAGCUCUAGACGACAUACAGCGUGAAAUUGAGACGAAACUAGACAAGAUGGAAUUGUCACCAGUGAAAGACUUCUUUAAUAAUAAACUACGACAACUACAAGAGAAUUUGAAGCAAAUAGCAGCAAUGAGACGAGAAGCCGAAGCCGCUGGCACCAAGAAGAAAUUAUUGAGGGACGUUAACUGCAUAUCAUGUGAUGCUAAGGCAGUAAUGCAAAUGGAAGCAGCAAGUGCAUUGCCGGCCAGCAAGCCACUGCCCGCCAACCUGUCGAUGAAACCAUACCUCAGCUACGAACUAGAUGCAAUACGUAAGUCGCAGGCGAGUAAUCUGCAGCAAAGAAACAUGCACGACUGGGAAACCAUAGACAAGCAAAUGACAUCCAAACCAGUACAAAAAGCCAGAUCAGAAACAGACAAACAUAUAUGCAAUCGAUACUGCGGUGGUUCACACACCGUGACCACACCUGCGCAGCGCGUCGCUCGACUCGGACACUUCAUAAAACAGUGGGGGCCUGAUGUACUGCCGCUAUCUUCUGGACUGGCUGCCGGAGACGACGGAAGGAUGUACAAAGUGAGUACGGUAGAAGGAGCAAGUGUUGGACCAGGCGGAGCGGUGGAAGCAACCUGCACUCCAAAAUCACCACCAAGGAAACCGGAGCUGCCGAAACCACCUCAGAAGCCUGUGCCCAAUAAUACUGAAUGCCGUUGUUUAGAAGGGGGUAAAGAUAUAUAGGUACAUAUAGCAAUAUGAUUGUCAAUACUAACAUUCAUCCACCUGCAAAGGGGUCAAAUCACUUUGUAUAUUUUCUUAGAAUCCUUGUAUUUUUCUGUUUGUAGUUUACAAUUGUGAAAAUAUAUUACUGAUUGUGAGACGUUUGUAAAAUAAAAAGACUGUUUUACAUCA